Paramacrobiotus metropolitanus is the source of this 1348-nucleotide messenger RNA. RefSeq lists its product as uncharacterized. The record is from RefSeq and is a predicted model, not a curated record. The transcript has 3 exons. Bases 1 to 882 code for a protein of 293 amino acids. Lineage: Eukaryota; Metazoa; Tardigrada; Eutardigrada; Parachela; Macrobiotidae.
AUGUCCAGUUACGGUGCACUUGCUCAGGUUGUGCGACGGAAGCAAAAAGAUGCGGGUGUACCAGCGACACGAGUGCGUGACCUAGCGGACAUUGAUGUGCAGUAUUUCAAGAACGGCAACGCUCGCGGCAGUAAUGUGUUCCGGGAAGAUACUGGCGCGCAUGAUCAGAAUCGGAUCAUAGUGUUUGCCACUGAUGCGAAUAUUACACAUUUAAUGCGGUCACCUGUUUGGUUAAGCAAUGGAACGUUCAGAUUUGGAGCCACGACGCCGUUAGUAUACGUCUUGCUGCCAGGAAAAUGCGAACUGCUCUACACAGGGUUGUUCCACGUUGUGCAUGACGCUAUCGUUCGAGUCGCCAGACAGGGCAAUGUCGGUCCAAAGUACAUGAUUAUGGAUUUUGAACAGAGCGCAAUUAAAGCGUUUGGAACUGUAUUUCCGGAAUCAGUAAUUGGCGGGUGCAACUUCCAUUUGGGUCAAAGCGUACAUCGGAAGUUGGUUGAUCUUGGUCACAAACUGGCUUACGCGAACGAUCCGGAAUUUAGCCUGAACUGCCGGAUGGUACUGGCGCUUGCGUUCGUGCCACCAACCGAUGUUGAGCGUGUAUUUAAUGAGCUACUUCAGAAGCCGGGUUUUCCAUUCCGUCCCACGGAUUUGUUUGUUCAGUAUAUUAGACCGUCAUAUAUCGGCAAAACCGUCCUUACCGCGGCAGGGUGUGUUAAUAAAGCACCGUUAUGCCCGAUCAGAAUGUGGAACUGUUACGAGCGGCUUCUGCAAGAUGUUCACCGAACAACAAACCGACUGGAAGCAUGGCACAAAACGUUUGCGGAAACAGUGGACAAGGACCAUCCGGAGAUUUACGGAUUUUUUAAUCUUUUAUGCUGAGAUAUAUCACACCAGGAAACUGAGAUUUCCAACCGUAUGGCAGGUGAGCCAGUCCCUAAACCGCGCAAAAAAUAUGUUGAGGUGACGAAACGACUGAAGAACGUGGGCGGAAACUACGAAAAUAUGACAAGUAUGGAGUACCUAGAGUCGAUCGCAAAAAAUCUGGAAAUUUUGUUGAAGAAACGUGUCGAUAUUCAAAAGCAAAGGCGUGUGGAAGCUACUGAGUAGAUGAUGUCGUGAUGAUGUGGUAAAUGUGCAGUGAUUCGGAAGUUUAACUGUUUCUGUUUUCCCCCUUUCGCCUGGUUGUAUAUUUUGUACUCGUAUAAGCUGAUCCCAACCCACCAGACCGUGUUUUUUAGAUAUUUUGUUUCUGAUUAUCGUUCACGCUGUAAAUAUUUCUUCAUUAUAGAUGUGGUUUCCAAACAACUUCAUUGUUAGAAUUAGCAAUUUGGUUAUUAAAAGUCCG